AGUACAUAGCUCGAUUGCAUAAUGCAAUCCAAUCUCAUCAUAAUCACAUGACGAUGCUGGUUUGAUUAUGUACCUGUAUCCUCACCUCGCCCAUGUCUCUCUAUCACGAGACAGCUGACAUUCUGUCGGCGCCAGCCUCGAGCGGCAGUCUGAAAUCCCGUCUGUUCAGUAACAAGAGCAAACAGCAACUGAAAUCGCCUCCGCAACAGAUCUACGCCCUGGCCUCGGAAACCUGCAAAUGGAGCGCCGUGCUAAAGGAGAUUAUAGACAACUCGGAGCUGCUCCGUCAUGAGCGCAAGCUUACGCCUAUACUUGCCCUCCUACUUGUCCACGAUUUCCUCUUGUCGCGGAAGGGUAUCGCGCUUCCCGCCUCACAUGGCUUGAGAGCGGCCGUGGAGCGUCACAAGGCUCGCCUGACAUCAGAGUUAACGCGGGCCCGGCUACGGAGGAAAGCAGCGUCUAUUGACGCGCUGCGCGAGCUAGUCACUAUCGAGUCGCUCGGCGAAGCUGGGCUAUAUCCUCGCUGGGUCAGGGUGAACACCUUGAAAGCGACGUUGCAAGAGCAGCUGGACACGACAUUCAAGGAUUUCACACGGGUUUCGAGCGUGAGAGACGUCAUCGCCGCUUCGACGACAGGGAAGUUGCUCUACGUUGACGAGCAUGUGCCGAACCUAUUGGCUCUCUCGCCCACCUUCGAAAUCACCAAGACGCACGCUUACACUUCGGGCGCCAUCAUCCUGCAGGACAAAGCCUCGUGCUUCCCAGCAUACCUACUAGACCCGCGGCCCGAAGAUGGGGAUGUCAUUGACUCGUGCUCGGCCCCGGGGAACAAGACGACCCAUGUCGCGGCCAUCGUGAAGUCGCGGAUUUCCGCGCAUGAAAAACGUCCGCGGAAGGUGUACGCCUUUGAGAAAGACCAGCACCGCGCGCGCACGCUAGACAAAAUGGUGCACCUAGCAGGUGCGCAGGAAAUCACGAAGAUGAGCCCGGGACAAGAUUUUCUAAAAGUCGAUCCCGAUGCGCCCGCGUACAAAAACGUCGGCGCUCUACUCUUAGACCCCAGCUGUUCCGGCAGCGGGAUCGUCGGCAGAGACACCAUGCCGACGAUCCAUCUUCCCGAGCAGCAACCAGGCGCGAAACAAAAGCAAACAGCACCAACGAAGAACAAGAACGGCAAGCGGAAGCGAGAAGAAGAAAAUGAUGAUACCCAAGAAGACCGGCGGCAGAAACAGAAGCAGAUCCUUGUCGACGACGACGGACAGGAACUGGUGGUGUCUUCCGAGAAAGAGAUGAAAGCCCGCCUCGAAGCGCUCUCGUCGUUCCAGCUGACUCUCCUCCUGCACGCGUUUUCAUUCCCCGCGGCCCGACGCGUAACGUAUUCCACGUGCUCCGUCCACGCCGAAGAGAACGAGCACGUCGUGCUGAAGGCGCUACAGUCCGAUAUCGCGCUGGAACGGGGCUGGCGGAUCAUGAAGCGGGAUACGCAGGUGGAAGGCAUGCGGAGCUGGCCUGUCCGCGGAUCCCUCGAGGCCAGUCGCGGAGACGAAGAGGUCGCCGAGGCGUGCAUCCGCUCGUAUAAAGAUGACGGGAGGGGCGUCAUGGGGUUCUUCGUCGCUGGGUUUGUGAGAGAUGCUGGAGAUACAACGAAUGGGAAUACCCCCGAGGUCAAAGGGGCGAAGAAGAAGCUUCGAGGCUCGGGGAUACCACAUGUCACCGCACAGAAUGGCUUAGGGGCUAGCGAAACCGAAAGCGACGCCGGCGAACCCGAUGGAGAAAAUGAUGGUGAUGAUGAUGAAUGGGGCGGCUUUGCUGAUUAAAUAUUCUGCGCGUAGCGAUCUAGGUUAAUUAUCUAGCUGGCUAUCUAUCUACUUACAUACCCUACGCACAUACAAAUACCACUACUGACGCCUUGAGAGAAGACCCAGUAGUAUCCAUAUAUUCCCCUAAACUCCAAGGCUCACAGUCCUGUAUGAACCCUGUGAAAAUAGGUAGCAGAGGAUAGUGCUAGAUCGUCC
This is a messenger RNA of Xylaria bambusicola, 2015 nucleotides long. RefSeq names its product S-adenosyl-L-methionine-dependent methyltransferase. Gene Ontology annotation, cellular component: nucleolus. The record is from RefSeq and is a predicted model, not a curated record. The coding region runs from base 93 to 1817 and encodes 574 amino acids. NCBI's taxonomy places the organism in Eukaryota, Fungi, Ascomycota, Sordariomycetes, Xylariales, Xylariaceae. The transcript is spliced from 2 exons. Gene Ontology annotation, biological process: rRNA base methylation. Gene Ontology annotation, molecular function: methyltransferase activity.